AUGCGGGGUAACUGGCUGCUUCGACGGGUCUUCCUCUGCAACUCCCACGCGAUAAUGGAUGCUACUAUCGUUUUCUACGACAUCCCGUCGCAGCACCCGGGCGUCACCUGGUCGCCCAACCCGGCGAAGACGAGAUAUGCGCUGGACUUCAAGGGCCUCGCGUACAGAACGGAGUAUGUCGAGUACCCGGACAUCGAGGGCGUCGUCAAGGCGCUGGGCGGGGCGCCGACCGAGAAGAAGCCCGACGGGCGGCCCCACUACACGCUCCCCAUGAUCCACGACCUCACAACCGGCGCGGUCGUGACCGACUCGUUCAACAUCGCGGUCUACCUCGACAAGACGUACCCCGCGAAGCCGCUGCUGCCCUCGGGCGACUUCGCGCUCGUCGCCGCGCUGCAGGCCGCGCUCCAGCCCGUGAUCAUCAGCCUCGUGCCCUUCGGCAUCCCCGCCUCGCAGCGGCUGCUCAACGCGGCGAGCAGCGGGUACUACCGCGCCCGCCUCGAGGGCAUGUUCGGCACGACGAUGGAGGCGCUGUUCCCCGCGCCCGGCAGCGACCGCGACCGCGCCGAGUGGGCCAAGGUCAAGGACGCGUGGGGCGCCGUCGACGCCUGGCUCGUCGCCGCGAAUGCGCGGUAUUUCGGCGGGGCGGAGCGGAACUAUGCGGAUCUCUAUGUCGCGGCGUAUGUCUUCUGGGUCAAGACGGUGCUCGCGGAGGAGAAGUGGCGCGACUUUGCGACGUGGCAUGGCGGGCGGUGGGCGCAUCUUCUGAGCACGGUGGAGCGUGAAGCAGACGGCGCGCCGCAGUGA
This is a messenger RNA of Mycena indigotica, 807 nucleotides long. RefSeq lists its product as uncharacterized. The record is from RefSeq and is a predicted model, not a curated record. Bases 1 to 807 code for a protein of 268 amino acids. The transcript is spliced from 3 exons. NCBI's taxonomy places the organism in Eukaryota, Fungi, Basidiomycota, Agaricomycetes, Agaricales, Mycenaceae.